Molecule: messenger RNA, 1160 nt
Organism: Lecanosticta acicola
Lineage: Eukaryota; Fungi; Ascomycota; Dothideomycetes; Mycosphaerellales; Mycosphaerellaceae
Source: the annotation of a GenBank genome assembly
AUGGCCGAGCUACCUAGGAACGUCGGCUGGGUCGGCUUGGGCCUUAUGGGCUUCCCGAUGGCCAAGAACCUCUUGAAGAAGAUGGACGCGGAGACGCAGUUUUACGUGUACGAUGUCAUGCAAGAGAAUGUUGAGAAUCUUGUGCGGGAGGGAGAAGGGAGAAUACACGCUUGUGAGAGCAGUAAGGAAGUUGCAGAUAAGUCCGUAUGCACGGAUCCUUGCCCCCAAACGUCUCAACACCAUCGGCCAAGCUUCUGAACAACGAUUAUGUGCGGCGUCACCUGCUGACGCACUGGCAGGAUAUCAUUCUUUCCAUGGUCCCCGAGGGCUCGCACGUGAAAGCUGUCUACCUGGAUGAAUCCGAUGCCGUUCUCCAAUCUCCUCUGGGCAAUAAGAUUCUCAUCGAUUGCUCCACCAUCGACACCGCCUCCUCUCUUGCUGUCCGCGACGCCGUCGCUUCUCAACAUCCCCAGGCUCGCUUCUACGACGCUCCAGUCUCCGGCGGCGUCAUUGGAGCCGAGAAAGGAACCUUGACAUUCAUGCUUGGCUGCGCAGAAAACAAUCCAGACAAAGAACUUCUCACGAAACUCCUGCACCUGAUGGGCGGUAACGUCUUCGCCUGCGGAGGCGCUAGUCUGGGCCUGGUCGCGAAGCUCUGCAAUAACUACUGCUCCGGUCUCAUUGCCAUUGCCGUCUCGGAGGCCAUGAAUAUCGGUAUCAAAAGCGGCAUGGAUCCCCGCGUCCUGGCCAAUGUCUGGCAUACGAGUACGGCUCAGAGCGCCAUCUGCGAUGACUGGUGUCCUGUUCCGGGGCUUUGUCCCGAGGCCCCUGCGAGCAAGGGAUACCAGGGUGGGUUUCGGGUGCAGCUGAUGAAGAAGGAUUUUGGACUUGCGGUUGAUGCGGGUCAGAUGGUUGGAGCCAGGCUGGCUUUGGGAAAGGAAGGGUUGGGAGUUUAUGAGGGGGCUUGUGAGGAUGAGAAAUGUAGGGAUCUGGAUUCGAGGGUUGUUUAUCGAUACCUUGGGGGUGAGGAGGAGUGGAAGAACAAGGGGGAAUUUGACGAGCGGGUGGAUAUGAAGAGGGAUGAAACUAGGCGGUUGAUUCAGUUGGGCAGAGAGGUUGAGGCCCAGAGGAAGAGGGAGGAAGAGGGAAAGUCGCUGUGA